AUGGCCAAAUUUUCUCGACUUGUCCGUUUCGAAGACCCAAGAGGUAAUAUCCACUACGGCGAAGCUGGAACAGAGUGGCAGAAAGAGCUUGUAGGCCAGUCCGUUCCUACAUAUGACAUCUCUGAUGCCUUUGACGGCGAGUUUGCCCUGACCGGCAAAAAUGUUGAGAUCGCAAAAGUUCUUUGCCCUGUGACUUCAGUGCCAAUUAUCAUCGGAAUUGGACUAAACUAUAAAGUUCAUGCGGAGGAAGCAAAGCUGCCCAUCCCCGAGUACCCGGUGGUGUUUACCAAAUUUGCGGACACCCUUGCUGGCCCUUUUCAAGACAUCCACGUCGGCGCUAUCGCAAAGGAACUCGACUACGAAGGCGAACUGUCCGUGGUCAUCGGCAAAGACGUGAAGAACCUUAGAUCUGGUGAAGACCCGUUCGACUACGUCCUAGGGUACACCGUUGGCAACGACGUGUCUGCUCGAUAUUGGCAGUGGCCUAAGAUGUCAGGCUCCCAGCAUGGCUAUGCCAAAUCCUUUGACAAUUUCGGUCCUAUCGGUCCGGUUAUUGCCUCUCGGACAGCUAUCCCCAAGCCUGAAAGUUUGAAGUUGAAGACCUGGGUCAAUGGCGAUUUGAGACAGGAUUGCAAGACGGACGAUUUGAUCUUCGGCAUCGCGAGACUGAUCGAGCAUCUGAGCCAGGGGAUGACGCUUAGGAAAGGGACUGUCAUCAUGACAGGCACACCCAACGGCGUGGCUGCUUUUUUGCAGCCUCGGAAUUGGCUCAAGGAUGGAGAUGUGGUCAAAAUCGAGAUCGAGGGCAUCGGUGCGAUUGAGAACAAAAUGGUAGUUGCUGCCGAAUGA
Cladophialophora psammophila CBS 110553 is the source of this 849-nucleotide messenger RNA. RefSeq lists its product as uncharacterized. The transcript has 5 exons. Gene Ontology annotation, molecular function: acetylpyruvate hydrolase activity. NCBI's taxonomy places the organism in Eukaryota, Fungi, Ascomycota, Eurotiomycetes, Chaetothyriales, Herpotrichiellaceae. The coding region runs from base 1 to 849 and encodes 282 amino acids. The record is from RefSeq and is a predicted model, not a curated record.